AGGCGUCGCUAGGGCAGUGCGCGCGUGGCCACACUGGUAGAGGGUAGCGACCGUGCCCACACACUCAGUCCCCACACGCGGCCGUCACCAAUCGCACGUGGACUCCACCACCGCAUAACCUCGCUGGCUCGUUCGCUGGUGCCUCGCUCGCUCCGUCACAGCCCAGGCGAAGCAGACCCAAACCCCAGCAUCUCCCAGGCCAGAGACAAGUUGUAUUAGCAUUCGCUAGUCUCCCUCGGCCUCCUAAGCAUCCCGAUGGAGAAGUCUCCGAUGUACGCCGUCCUCACGCCCCCAGGAGAGGGCAGGCGGCAGUGGCUGGCGUGGAUGGCAGCCUUCGUGAGCCUGCUGGCCCUGGUCGUGUCCGUCGUGACCGCCUGCGUGGCCGUGCAGCAGCUCGACCGAGUCACGGAGGUCGAGCAGAAGAUGAUCGAGAUGAAGAUGCACUUCGAGCGGCUCCUCAAUGAGUACGACUACGACAUCUAUGACUACGACGACCCUAAGGCGGUGAACAUCGAAGAGCUGACACUACAGAGCGUUGUCAGGAAGAAGAGGGAGGCUGACGAUGGACAGAACGCCGGAGUGCCUAUCUACGAGCAAGCUUAUGGACUCCCGCCUCGCUCCACCGCCAAGGGCCUUCGUCUCUACGGGGACUUCCUCGCUGGCGGCGUCAGCGAAGCGCCCGAACUCGGCCCCGAGGUCACCGAGUCGCCCAUCAAGCCGUAUCACAGAAUAUCGAGUAUGUGGGUGCCUAAGGAGCGACGCCGGUAUUCCUCAGGCACACUCUCCUCCAGGAACCACGGGAACGAACUCGACGGCAGCGAGGAAGCCGACGCAGAGGUGAUCCGCCAGGCCGCUCGGAGCCAAGUCCUAAGGAGGAGGUCUCGCGUUAAGAGUCUCCAAGGGCCGGGCAGGAGUGUGCGCCGCCGCCAGAAGUCUCGAACACCCUCUAACACAAAACCUGCCCCUGUCUUCUUCCGCGAGGGCUUGGUCAAGGCGACCGAGCGCGCCAGUGCCCGAGCGAACAGCGUCGUCCCCCAGACAGCCAAGGUCAUGUCGCAGCCCCAGGUCGUGCCCCAACCCGUGCCCCAACCCGUGCCCCAGAUGCCCCAGAGCCCGAAAGCCUUUGAGAGCAGACCGCUGUCAACCCUCCGUGCUCAGCAGGACCGAGCAGGCAAGAAAAUCCCGAGGAAGAAGCAGAGCCACCGCCGGCGCCGCACGAACCCCGUGGUCACCGUCGCUCACUUCGUCGCCACGCCCGCCAACAGGACCGCCCACCACCACGCAGGAGUCAGCGAAGACGUGCACGGCGAGUGGUCACCUGCUGCCUGGAUGGACAAGCUAGGCCUCAACCGCAAGUAUUCUCUUCGAAGGGGCGUGGUCACGGUUAAGGAAGCUGGCUUGUAUUAUCUCUACGCACAGGUGCUGUACCAGCCUGGACGCUUCGGCAGUGGGUUCCAGGUGGUCGUCGACAGCAUCCCCAUCAUGGAGUGCACGCUGGCUCCCGCUCAGCCGUCUCCAUCUUGCCACACCGGGGGCGCCACCUACCUUCCCAGGAACGCCGCUGUUUACAUCCGGGACCUCGACCACCACAUGACCGCCGUGAAGAACGAGGAGAACAGCUUCUUCGGCCUCGUCAAGCUGAUGGACGCCCCCGCCACGGCCGAAAAGCUCCUGCUCGGCUGAGAGUCUUGAAGCUUUUCCGACUCGGGCGAGGAAAGGAAGAUAGGAGGAUGGGAAGGACGAUGAAGGUGGUAAUAAUACGAGAGAGAGAGAGAGA
Penaeus chinensis is the source of this 1777-nucleotide messenger RNA. It is a transcript of the gene egr, whose product is annotated as ectodysplasin-A-like. The coding region runs from base 256 to 1683 and encodes 475 amino acids. The transcript has 10 exons. Gene Ontology annotation, molecular function: receptor ligand activity; tumor necrosis factor receptor binding. Gene Ontology annotation, biological process: immune response. Lineage: Eukaryota; Metazoa; Arthropoda; Malacostraca; Decapoda; Penaeidae. The record is from RefSeq and is a predicted model, not a curated record. Gene Ontology annotation, cellular component: membrane.